Messenger RNA from Mytilus californianus (California mussel), 847 nucleotides. Its product is annotated as perlucin-like protein. The record is from RefSeq and is a predicted model, not a curated record. The transcript is spliced from 5 exons. NCBI's taxonomy places the organism in Eukaryota, Metazoa, Mollusca, Bivalvia, Mytilida, Mytilidae. Gene Ontology annotation, molecular function: signaling receptor activity. Bases 104 to 673 code for a protein of 189 amino acids.
UGAGGACAGAAUUGUCGUUGAAACGAGAAGGAAGUUUGCUUGUCGUAAAACUGUAUAAAAAGUUAAAUAUUGUAGUUUUACUUUGCAUUCUGAUAAUACAGCCAUGAACGCAACGUGCCUUUGGUGUGUAGCUGUUAUUGUUGUCUUUAACUGCGGUGCUGUACUGUCAGUAGAUACUGAUUGUGACACUCAUUGUGCUAACCUAAAAGGUUUAAAGGAUGGUGUAGCAAAGAUAAAUGCAUAUAUUGCAGAGGCAGAAAAAAAGUGUACUCCAAAAGCAGUUUGUCCCGUCGACUGGAUCUUGCAUGGAAAUAGUUGUUACUAUUUUAGCUAUAAUUUGACAACUUGGAAUAACGCAAGGAUUGAAUGUGCAAAUAGAGGCGGAUACCUUGUUGAAGUAGAUAAUGAUCAAGAGAAUUUAUGGUUGGUGUCAAUGUUGAAAGACGACGUAUGGAUUGGACUUACCGACAGUAAAAGCGAAGGACAAUGGCGCUGGAAUACUGGGUCUUCUAGUACUUAUACCAAUUGGCAAUCUGGGGAACCAAAUGGUGGUAGAGGAGAAAACUGUGCAAACUACUGUAAUAAGAGUUGCCACAAGAGCAAUUAUGGUUGGAAUGACAGGCCUUGUACGUAUCCAACUGGAUAUGCCUGUGAAAGACAUUUAGAUAAUUGAAGAUCUGUUCAUACGUCUAUUAAAAGGUGUUUUUUUUAAACAUAAAAUUUAACGUUGGAAUUUACCGCCAUCUUUCAGUAUAAAAAUUAGCUUUUCUUGACAUUUAAGUUAUUUGUUGUUCAUACAAAAUACCAGUUUCAAAAUUAUUUUCUGAAUAAAGCUGAUUGCAGUUGU